CUCACUUCGGUGUACUAAUAUCGGUCCUUUGUUACCUGCUACUGUUUUGGGCGACGUUACCGAUCACGACACAUUGGAAUGGGGUCGUUUAAAAGCUUGAUUUUGUUUGCGAUGGUGUGCGUCCAGUGGCAGAUGAUUGCAUCAAUGACGAAUUAUGAGUUCUACCAAGCCGUCAAACCCUACAUCGAUGAUGAAAACUUAAAGUACAGAGGCAUAGCCGUAGCCGACGAUGAUGACGUCAUAUAUCUUCCUGGAGGACCGAACGAUGAAUUUGACGUAGAAUACGUUCUUGGGAGAAUGGGACUUCUUGAGGAAAUCAGUGACGAAGCGAGCAGUAUCAACCCUCUACAACGCUUAGGGCUCAGCGCCAAUUGUGGAUGCCACGGGACUAGCUGCGAAUGUAGUCUGUCCCACACAUUUAGCUUCAGGGGUCACACGUUUACCCUCAAAGCCAGCAUGACUGCCACAUACAGCGGUAGAACAUUCACCUUGACUUUCGCACUUAACGACCAUAGAGUGUUCAGCCAUGCCGUUGAUUUGAACCAUAUCCCUGCUAUUUGUUACCCUGUACCCGGCCUGCCGGUAGCAAAGGUUUGCUUGCAACUGUAUGAUCUCGACAUUCGUCAGAGGAAAAUCUGUGCCAAAAUUGUUGGCAAACUGAACAUUCAGUCCAGUAUACUCCUGCUAAAUACCGUGAACUCCUAAAAAACAAGAACACGGAGAGCAAAAAAUAAAUCCCAGAUGAAGUUGAUGCACCAGUUCCUGAACAUGAGUUGAGAGAAGUCUGCAC
This is a messenger RNA of Mya arenaria, 790 nucleotides long. RefSeq lists its product as uncharacterized. The record is from RefSeq and is a predicted model, not a curated record. Bases 79 to 705 code for a protein of 208 amino acids. Lineage: Eukaryota; Metazoa; Mollusca; Bivalvia; Myida; Myidae. The transcript is spliced from 6 exons.